Guillardia theta CCMP2712 is the source of this 1014-nucleotide messenger RNA. RefSeq lists its product as hypothetical. NCBI's taxonomy places the organism in Eukaryota, Cryptophyceae, Pyrenomonadales, Geminigeraceae. Gene Ontology annotation, molecular function: protein binding. The transcript is spliced from 11 exons. The record is from RefSeq and is a predicted model, not a curated record. The coding region runs from base 1 to 1014 and encodes 337 amino acids.
AUGUCGUCCCUUGAGCUCUCCAGCCUCGUCCAGGCCCUGCAGGAGAUCGACGAGGGGGAGAAGAUCUCGGAGCUGCUAGAGAGCGCAGAGAACGCGCGGUCCUCCAGGAAUCUGGAAGAUGCUUCCAAGCUGAUCAAGCAAGCGCUGGAUCAGUCCCUCGAGUUCUUCCCCGGAGGCUCUAAGGACCAACUUCUCGUCCAGCUCGACGGCACGCAAGAGAAGAUCGAAGCGCUCCUUGACUCCGACGUGACGCUUGAGAGCGCUCUGGACAUCCUCGUCAUGAGAUCGCAGCUGCUGCUGAUGAGCGCGGAGCUCAACAUGGACAGCGGGAGCUUCGCCGCGGCCAUGUCGGAGCUGGACGAGGCUCAGAGCAUCUCGGAGAAGCUUUCAGAUGAAGUGGCGGCAGCCCGAUGCAUCCGAACGCGCGGGAUGCUGCUGUUGAUGAGGAGGGAGAUUCAUGCUGCGGAGGAGGCGCUGCUCAGGGCAGUUGCGCUCUGCAAGAGUGCCGGGGACAUGCAGGAGGAGGUUGAGACCCUGAAGCUGCUCCUGCGACUCCACAGAGAUCGCCCCAAGAUGUUCGACAGGUGCUGCGAGCUCUACCAUCAGAUGCUGGAGGCGCUCCAGGCAGCUGGGAACAUGCUGGAAGUGAACAAGACGCUGCUAGAGCUCGGGCAGUUCCGUUUGAAGAAGCAUCUCGCCGAUACGGAGGGAGGGAGCGAGCUCGAGUUUGCGGAGUUGGAGAUGACCGACCUCGACCUGCAAGGAGCCCUGAGCUUCUUCGAGGGCGAGGAGAGCGACAAUGAAGAUUGCUUGGCAGAGGCCUUGAUUGCGACAGGGACUGUCAAGAUGCUGCUGGGGGAUCAGGCCGCCUCGAUUGACGCAUUAGAGCGAGCGAGAGCUCUGUACGAGCGGCAAGGGGACGAGGACGGAGAGCGAAGGGCGUCAGAUCUUCUUCAUCAAGUCCGGAAGAUCAUGGACAAGGUUGACUCCACCUCCGUCACUCCAGUGAGCUGA